AUGUUUGACACUGCGUCUAUCAUCUCUCAUCAGAAGAGGACACCAACAGCGUCUUUUUCAGGCCUCUUGAUCAGAUCCUUUUCACUAUCAGGUCACAGCGGUCUGGGCAAGUCAACUCUGGUGAACACCUUAUUUAAGUCGCAGGUGAGCAGGAGGAGUGCUGGAUGGUCCCGUGAUGACAAGAUCCCCAAAACUGUCGAGAUUAAAUCUGUGUCUCACGUUAUUGAGGAGGGCGGCGUGAAAAUGAAGCUGACUGUUGUCGACACCCCGGGCUUUGGGGAUCUAAUCAAUAAUGACAACUGCUGGGAGCCCAUUUGCAAGUACAUCAAUGAGCAGUAUGAGAAGUUCCUCAGAGAGGAGGUGAAUAUCACCAGAAAGAAGCGCAUCCCAGAUACCAGAGUGCACUGCUGUCUCUAUUUCAUCUCCCCGACUGGACACUCGUAUUAUUGCCAAAUGUGUGGCUUUACAUUGGCUUGUUCUCCCUGCUUUGUGAUGCAGGUGAAAAAAGAACUGGAGAUGAACGGCAUCGAGUUUUACCCGCAGAAAGAGUUUGACGAGGAUAUGGAGGACAAGAGCGACAACGACAAGAUCAGGGAGGCGAUGCCCUUUGCUGUGGUGGGCAGCGACAAAGAAUAUCAAGUGAAUGGCAAGCGGGUUUUGGGGAGGAAGACCGCAUGGGGAGUUGUCGAAGUUGAAAAUAUGACUCAUUGUGAGUUUGCCCAGCUGAGAGACUUCAUCAUCAGGUCUCAUUUGCAGGAUCUGAAGGAGGUGACUCAUAACAUUCACUACGAAACAUACCGUGCCAAAAGACUCCAUGAGAAUGGAGGCCUGCACCCCGUUGACACCCAGGAAAGCAACCUGUAAUCAGUCAGUGUUGUCGUACAACUUCGGUGAUGCCGACAGAUAUGCUCGACAUUAUAUGCUCAUGACUGGCAUCACUGCAUGCUUGAAACACACUUCAAUGUGUACAUAUCAGUGUCAUUUAAUUGUUCAUUUUUCGAUAACCACCCCUUGCUUGUCAAAGUAAGUCAAUAUUUGGGUGUACCACCCAUUGUCUUGGUGCCAUGAUACAAAAGACUGCCAAUGCUGGGACGAUGUUUGUGGGUUAGACGGAGCUGAGGAGGAGUCCCAGCGAGUUUGUUAAAGAUUUGUCUUUAUUUUGGGUUUAGUACAUACUGUAGGUGUUGUAACUGAUGGACGUAUAGGCUCGUUUGAUUAAUCACAAUUGUCAUUCAUGUGUGUCUCGCAUAGAAAAACUAAAUCUAAUUUAUCAUUGUUUUAUUUCAAAACAGUUUACAGGUACAAAACUGCAGUUUAACAUAUGUAAGCUAUCCAGACAAAUCAACAAGAAGAGCACAAAUGUGUGCCAGGGUUACAUAACAACAGCAUAAUGUUUAACUCCUUCUAAGAGGUGUUUAGCACCCAACUGGCACGAGAUGAUGCCUAUUUAUUUCAUUUAAAGCCUACCUGUAUGUAGCAGAAAAAGACCAAUGGUGAAGUCAUUCACUUGACAUACUCAUCUCUACCACUUGGUGGCAGCACUCUUCUCCAUGAUAUCUCUGGAUUGUCGCAAGAAAUUUCGCAAGGUUUUUGUUUGUAGGGUGGCGGGGGCGGGGUCGUUUUUGCCUGUAGUUUUUGUUUAGAAAUAAGUCCAGAAGGUCAUAAUUUAUCAUUAUUAAGUUAUACUAAACCAUAUAUCGCUUGGGGUUCAGAAGUAUGACUCAACGUGAUUUCUCACUCCGUUACCGGUAAGUGUUCUUGCUGUGAGUACACAAAUGUGCCAAAAAUUACAGGCACUUUUUUCAAUCUGGUUCUUUUUUUUUUUUUUUUAAUGAAUCAUUGUUUUAUACAAACGUGCACAUUUAUGUGAUUUUGAUUUGAGAUACGAGAUGUGUGAUGCAAAUUAGACACAGGUGUUUGUAAUUUUGGUGAGGUCGGGAGAAAUGUCAGGAAACUGUGUGACGUCACUUCUUUGUCUGGUCUGUUCGCUUGUGCAUGCUUGAAUCUAAAUGGUCUGUGCGCCCAAAGCCAAUCACUGCACACUGUUUCAGUAACUAUUUCGGAACAUGUUAUAUUUGAAUACAGGAAGUGGGGUGAAGCACUGCAGUCUACAAAGUUGGCAGUCGACGAUCAGACAGAUUGCUCAUCCUUUGUGAUUUCUAACCAUAACUUCUCAAAAUUGCUGCAAAUUAUUGAGAUACAAUAUAUUUUACAGCAUUUUUUGUCUUAUUUAUUUAAUAAAUGUACAUUCCCAUGGAAAUAUUUUCAUUUGAAUAUUUUUAGUGAGUCUUUACACCACAUUGAGAGAUCCAAGGUUUGAAUCUUGGCUAAAACCCUCAUGUGUGGAUUUCCUCCAUGUCCUCUGGCUUCUUUCCACGUUCCAAAAAGAAUGUUAGGCUCAAAGAGGAACUCAAUUGAAUCAUUGUUUGUUCUUUUGCAAUCUUUAAUCUGCGAUAUUAUAUUCUGUCAAACUGACUCAAUAAUUUACCAAUUCAUUGGAUGUUUACAUCCUGUUUGGAUCACAGAUUUUGGGCCAAUGGCCAAGAUUUAUGAUUUGGCAAAGGGAAUGUUUUUCCAUGGCAAGGCUGCGUUCUGAUCUUACCUACUGAAGGCAGCUAACGAAGAACCACAAACAAUGGAGUGCACUUAUAUAGCGCUUUAUCUGUUCUACACCAUAUGGUGUCCAAACAAGCAGCAAGCGAAGGACUGGCAUAGCAUCGGAAAGUAAGAAACUCUGAAUUUGCCAUAUUUUUGUGGAGUCUUUUAAAAACGAAAGCUCAAAGUCUACAAGUCAAUCUCUUCUUGUACGUGGUGAUAUAUGAAGGGAAAAAUGGCAAAUACUGUACACCUCGUAUGUUCUGUUCAUAAUUCUGGUCCUAACUUCAGUUAGUCACUAGCCAUGCAGACUACUUUACAAUAAAUGAUACACAAA
Hippocampus comes (tiger tail seahorse) is the source of this 2932-nucleotide messenger RNA. RefSeq names its product septin 3 (gene septin3). Bases 1 to 864 code for a protein of 287 amino acids. NCBI's taxonomy places the organism in Eukaryota, Metazoa, Chordata, Actinopteri, Syngnathiformes, Syngnathidae. The record is from RefSeq and is a predicted model, not a curated record. Gene Ontology annotation, molecular function: GTP binding. The transcript is spliced from 8 exons.